GUUUAACCGGGCCGGUUCAGAAAUCUUUGUUCGGUUUCGAAAUUCUUUUUUUUUUUGUCAAUUUGAACCAAACAAAGCUUUGAUUCGGUUACGAUGUGGUAGAUUUCGGUUUGGUUUACAGUGGUUUUUUGUUUGAUUGAAGCAUCGUUUUUAAUAUCAGGAUGAUACCAAUGGACACCGUGACUACUGACUACCACCAACACUUUCAUUACUGACUCUCAUCCCACUGAAAACGGAGUUAAGAAUGGGUUUGAUUUAACAGUUUUAACUUUCAUUUCAAACAUAAUUGACAUGUCAGAACAUGAGUUACACAUCAUACAUAUGCAUGGUUGCACUGCUUGUAGACGCGGAAACUUGUCACCCCUCCGUAUUUGAGGAAUGGUUGCACUGCUUGUAGACGCGGAAACAUAUGCAUGGUUGCAAUGCUUUGAAGAAUGCGCUCAAUGGCCUUAUGGAAGUUCAGAACAAAGUGAAUAAAGACCUCAAAAUAUUGGAAAUCAAAGGGAAAUCUUUGCAUGUGCAACUGAGGAGAUGGCUAAGAGAUGUGGAAGAGAUUGUCUCCAAAGCAAAUUCAAUGCAGGAAAAGCGUGUUUCAUGUGCUCCGUUCUUGAAAUGCAGGCUGAGCAAAACACUUGUUGUAAUUCUUGAGAAAGUCAAGAGACUUGAAAAGCAAGGUGUAGAGCUUCUCGACAUAUUCUCUGUGGAAGGUAAAUCUGAACUAGUUGAAAAAAUUCUUGGACCCUCGAUUCCUGAUCAAACAAUAGCAUCAGAGAUGUUAGACAAAAUUCUAAGCUGUUUAAUGAGCGAUAAGGUUCAAAAGAUUGGUAUUUGGGGUAUGGGUGGAGUCGGGAAAACGACAGUAGUCAGAGAACUGAAUAAUAAGCUAUGGAAAGAGGCUGCUACACAGCCUUUUGGUAUGGUGAUAUGGGCUACAGUUUCCAAAGAGUUUGAAGUGGGAAGGGUCCAGAAGCAAAUCGCCGAGAGGUUGGAUAUAGAAAUAAAAUUGGGUGAAAACGAGGAGAAACUAGCGAAACGGAUUUAUGGAAGGCUUGAGAAAGUAAGUAGCUUUCUUCUCAUUCUUGAUGAUGUCUGGAAACCCAUUGAUUUAGACCAGUUGGGGAUUCCAAAAACAGAUGAACACAUCUGUUCAAAGAUUGUGUUGACUUCAAGAUUUUUAGAGGUUUGCCAGAGCAUAAAAACGGAUAUUGACUUCAGAGUGGAUUGCUUAUGUGAAGAAGAAGCCUGGGAAUUGUUUUGUCAAAACGCUGGAGAAGUUACCAGAUCAGAUCGUGUUAGACCCAUUGCAAGAAAAGUUUCUCGGGAAUGUGGUGGAUUGCCUUUGGCUAUCAUCACAGUUGGAAUGGCUAUGCGGGGGAAGAAGGUAGUCAAGCUGUGGAAGCAUGCCCUUAAGGAACUCAAGAGUUCGGUGCCGUAUGUCAAGAGUAUUGAAGAAAAUAUCUACCAACCUUUGAAAUUGAGCUACGACUUGCUCGAGCCAAAGAUGAAAUCUUGCCUCCUCUUUUGUGCCUUGUUUCCAGAGGAUUACUCAAUUGAAGUAGCUGAUCUUGUAAGGUACUGGAUUGCCGAAGGGUUUAUAGAUGAAACACAAAACCAUGGGUAUUUAAUGAAUCAAGGAAUUACUUUGGUUGAAAGUCUGAAAGACUCUUGCUUGUUAGAAGAGGGUGUUCGUGAUGACACAGUUAAAAUGCAUGAUGUGGUUCGUGAUUUUGCGAUAUGGGUCAUGUCGUCCUCGCAAGAUGAUAGUCACUCUCUUGUCAUGUCUGGUAUAGGCUUGCGAGAGUUUCCACAAGAGAAGUUUGUUCCUUCUAUCCGAAGAGUUUCUUUGAUGAACAAUAUGCUUAAACGGCUCCCGGAUAAGGUGGUAGAGUGUGUUGAACUCUCGGCUUUACUGCUACAAGGAAACUUUCACCUUGAGGAAUUACCAGCAGGGUUCUUGCUAUCUUUGCCAGCACUUCGGAUUCUGAAUCUAAGUGGGACACGCAUAAGGUCAUUACCUCUCUCCCUCAGCAAGCUUCAUGAGCUUCGGUCUCUCAUCUUGAAAGACUGCUACUACCUUGAAGAAGUUCCUUCCCUUGAAGGCCUUACCAAAAUUCAAAUUCUGGAUCUCUGUGCCACCCCUAUUAGGGAUAUGCCAAGAGGGUUGGAAACUUUGAACAGCUUGAGACUACUUGACCUCUCCCGAACACAUCACCUCGAAAGCAUACCAGCGGGAAUCAUCCCACAGUUAUCAAGUUUAGAGGUUCUAGACAUGACACUUAGUCAUUUCCACUGGGGCGUUCAAGGACAAACUCAGGAAGGGCAAGCAACACUUGAGGAGAUUGCGUGUCUCCAUCGUUUAUCGGUUCUCUCCAUCAGGGUCGUAUGUGUCCCACCUCUUUCCCCUGAAUACAAUUCUUGGAUAGAAAGGUUGAAGAAAUUCCAGUUGUUUAUUGGCCCAACAGCAAACUCCUUACCUAGUAGACAUGACAAGAGGAGAGUAACAAUAAGUAGUCUCAAUGUUUCAGAGGCAUUCAUAGGGUGGUUGCUAGCAAAUACGACCUCCCUAGUGAUGAACCAUUGCUGGGGUCUCAAUGAGAUGCUGGAGAACUUGGUAAUUGAUAGCACAAAUAGCUUCAACGUUUUGAGGUCUCUAACGGUCGAAGGUUUUGGUGGAAGUAUAAGGCCUGCUGGUGGAUGUGUAGCGCAGCUGGAUCUUCUACCUAACCUCGAAGAACUUCAUCUGCGUCGUGUGAAUCUAGAAACCAUUAGAGAGCUCGUGGGGCAUCUGGGGUUGAGAUUUCAGACACUGAAACAUUUAGAGGUCAGCAGAUGUAGCCGGCUCAAAUGCCUUCUCUCAUUAGGGAACUUCAUCUGUUUCUUGCCGAACCUACUAGAGAUACAUGUUAGCUUUUGUGAUAUGCUUGAGGAGCUGUUUGACUAUUCUCCAGGAGAAGUUCCAGCCGCCACUGAACCUGUGGUACCUGCCCUGCGUGUCAUAAAGCUGAUGAAUCUUCCGCGGCUGAGGAGAUUAUGUAGCCAAGAAGAGUCAUGGGUAAGCUUAGAACAUGUGGAGGUGAUAAGAUGCAAUCGUCUCAUGAAUCUACCCAUUACGUCAAACAACGCCCAUAGAGUCAAAGAAGUAAGAGGGGAAACACACUGGUGGAACAACUUAAUUUGGGACGAUAACACUACAAGAGAAACCCUUCAACCUCGUUUCUUACCAGCUGAUGGAAAUAAAGUAAAGAACUCUCUCGGAAUCUCUUGUUAGCAGAUCAAUAAUGUAAUCAGGAUCUCAUGGCUGAGGAGAUUUGUAGAUACAAUGUGAAUGUAAUCAUGGACUUGCAGAAGCUUCUCCAGUUGUUCAAAGAAUAAGAACCGGUUGUCCAAAGUAUGUAAUACAAUAUAAUAUGGUAACUUAAUUUAUGUGUCAUGAAACGGUGUUACAGUAAUAUAUUCAGCUUCUGAACAAUGGUCAAGCAAAGGAUUACGUCUGUUAAGAACAAUUUUCUUAAUAUAUUCACACAAAGUGAAACAAGGGUUAUCCUUACAACAACUAGUACAAAUAGCCACAUAGCUUCCAUUGCUGCUGAGUAACAACAACAAAUAAGCAAUUUAAAAAAGAAAAAAAAAAA
Messenger RNA from Camelina sativa (false flax), 3632 nucleotides. The record is from RefSeq and is a predicted model, not a curated record. NCBI's taxonomy places the organism in Eukaryota, Viridiplantae, Streptophyta, Magnoliopsida, Brassicales, Brassicaceae.